Messenger RNA from Mercenaria mercenaria, 3983 nucleotides. RefSeq lists its product as uncharacterized. The transcript has a single exon. Lineage: Eukaryota; Metazoa; Mollusca; Bivalvia; Venerida; Veneridae. The record is from RefSeq and is a predicted model, not a curated record. The coding region runs from base 445 to 3675 and encodes 1076 amino acids. Gene Ontology annotation, cellular component: membrane. Gene Ontology annotation, molecular function: G protein-coupled receptor activity. Gene Ontology annotation, biological process: cell surface receptor signaling pathway; G protein-coupled receptor signaling pathway.
UCAGUAAUGAUAACUAAAGUAUUAUUUACUGGUUCGUUUUUACUGAUGCUCAGUAUACAACCACAGGUAUGAACACAGCUUGAUGAAUGUAACUAAUUAAUGACUAAUUAAGAACCCGACGUAAACAGGUUUACAAUUUUAAGUAACCAAUAGUAAAUUGUAAAAAUUAGUAGGAAUGGUUUAGAUGAUGUUUUUAUAUUUUGUCAUGCGGAAAAAAGACGAAAACUCAAAAUAAUGUUAUUCGUCACAAUAAUUCGUUAACGUUCACAUAAAUCUGUUACAACAUUCCACUUGGGGGCGAUUUCGAUUUGAUAGACGAUGACAGCACCAAUUUGUGUGAAACUACGACAUAACUUGGAAUUUUCUGAGGAAUAAAAUAUGUUACUAUGAACACGGAUUAAACUGAUUUCCGAUUUAAAGUGUUUGUUUAACUUGAACUUGACUAUGCCGUCAUCAGUGAAACAGAUAGCGACCUUAUUGACAUGUGUCGUAAUGUUUUAUGGAUACAGUUAUGCAGCCGAAGUGGCUGCCGUAACAACAAACACACUAGGUGCUCACAGUGUUGAUAAUACCAAAGACACCAAUGAGAAUCGUACACUGAUAGCUUCAGUCGGCAGUAUACAGGAUAAAAUAGGGCAAGUGAACCAAAGAAAAGAUGUUAAUGAUGUUAUUCCUACGAUUACUAAUGACACACAUGCUCAUGUGAGAACUGCUGUAAGCGGAAAUGAACCUAGAGGAAACGAACCACCGGUAGCUGCUAUCAGUAAAAGACAGGGUUCCGACAAACCGGUUAACCAAAGUGAAGAUGUUAAUCACAUUGUGCCUGUUAUCCUUAAUGAUACACAUGUUGAUUCGGGAAAUAUUUUUGGCGAGAAUAAAAAUAGCAAAGGCGGAAAACCUGUAUCUGCUAUCAGCAGAAAACAGGGGUCCGUCGAACCGGUUAACCAAAGUAAAGAUGUAAAUGACCUUAUGCCAGUUAUGACUAAUAUAACACAUUCUGAUGUUGGAAAUGUUAGUAGUGUAAAUAAAACUAGUGGAAGCGGAACACCUACAUCUUUUGCCAGUAUUACAGACUCUGUGAAACCAGUAAACCAAAGUCAAAAUGUAAAUGACAUAUUACCUGUAACUAUUAAAGAUACUGGAAACGUUGGAUUAAAUGAAAGCCGCACAUCUACAGCGCCUGUCAGUAGUAUACAAGAUAAAACGGGACCAGUCAACCAAAGUAAAGAUGUCAGUGAAAUUUUACCUGUGAUGCCCAACAAUACACGUAUUGAUGCUGAUAAAGCAACAAGUGCAAGUGAAACAAUCGGAUCGCCAGAAUUUGCCAUCAGUGUAAUAGAAUCUGUGAAGCCUGUGAAUCAAAGUAAAGACACAAGUGGUAUUUUGCCUACUAUGACUAAUGUUACAAAAAUUGGGGACAAAGUAAAUGUUAAUCAUGGAAAUGGUCAAGAGCCGGUAAAUCAAGCAAAAGAUAUUAGUGAUAUUGUACCAGUUGAAACAAACUAUACCAAUAUUAAAGAAAUAGUUAACAUUAAUGGAGGGAACGUGCGAGUAAGUAGCACAGUUUCCCCGCCACUGGUGGCAAUUGACAAUAAAGUUCAACCUAUCAGCGAUGUCCCUUCUGUUGAUCUUAAUGUCAAAUUCAAUAGUAUUGGCACAGACUAUUGUCUGGAGAAAAGCAGGUGUAAUUCUACGGUAGCUUCAAAAACGUGUUCAUGCGACAGGCUAUGUGGUAUUCUUGAAGACUGUUGCGAAGACGCAGACAUUGUACGGGAUGUAGAGUUGGUUUCAAAUCAAUUCAUCUGCACUCAUGUAGACGGAUUUUCCGCUUAUGGAGAAGGUUUGAUGGUUGUUUCAAAAUGUCCGCCAUUUUGGAAUGAUGACGUCACUAAAAGACUUUGCGAACAAACAACGGAAUCUGAUGAUAUUUUUUCGCAAAUUCCUGUUUCAGAUCAAACCGAGUCAGGAUUUAUUUAUAAAAACAGGCACUGUGCCCACUGUAACAACGUAUAUAAAUAUGAAUUUUGGAGGGCAAGUGUGGAAUGUCUCGAGGAAAAAGCUGACAUGAAUAUUUCCGACACGAAAAAUUGUAAACUGUCCUUUCAGAUGCCAAAUGAGUUUUCCCCGUUUCGGAAAUGCAACAUAUAUUCAAAACAAAUAUCUGUAUGUCCAGCAUCUUACAUCGGAGAUGAAAUUCGAGAAACCUGUGCAAAAGGAUUUUAUUCAAAGGUAUACUCAGAUAUAGGCAACGUAUAUAGAAAUAAGCACUGUGCCUUUUGCAACGGUGUUUACAGAAGAAGAUUGUACUGCGAGCCACAACUUUUUGCGUCUAUAAAAGUACAGUCAAGACUACCGCCCAAAAUAUACAGCUUUCGCUUGAUUGUAGACUUCAAUUCGAUGUGGGAAGUACAAAAUGAACAAUUUCGAAAACCAUUUAGCCAGUGCAAUAAUAAUGAAAUUUACGACCCUUUUGCAAACACGUGCAGAGAAAUAUUUUGUCCAUCUUCGACAACGCCAUUCAAAGGUAAAUGUUCACCAAUUCCGCAGAAUGUAGAUAUAAGACAGCAAUCGAUGAAUAAUGAAACAAUGCGUGCAGCUGCGGAUAACUGCACACUCACUAAAAUCGACGCAGAUGAAUUUGAAUAUAUAAAUAACACCAAUGCAAUCAUUUUUCGCGAUAUUAUUUUGAACGAUACCGAAUACUCGAAAAAUGGUUCAGAUGUUUUCGCCUGUUUGGAAAAAUUGAAUUUAAGUUAUACUGGUGAUACUACGGGGAUUCCAGUUUUGUACCAGUAUGAUAAAGUAGAAAGUUUUAUUUCAUUAGUCGGCUUAGUUGUGUCAAUAACAGCGUCGUUACUAACACUUUUUGUUUAUAUCUUGUUUCCACAACUGCUCAACACACCAGGAAAGAACAUCGUUUGUUUGAUAAUAUCAUUAAUAGUGUCACAAGUAUUAUUCCUUGUAGCAGCACAAGUUGCCAAUAUACAGGAUGUGUGCACUGCAUUGGCCAUAGCAAUGCAUUACUUCUUUUUUUGUGCUUUCUGCUGGAUGAAUGUCAUCGCCUUUGACCUUUGGAUAACAUUUUCACACAAGUUCGUCUCUCAAAGGCACCAAACAGCCAGAUCAAAGCGAUUUUUUUAUUACAGCAUAUAUGCCUGGUGCUUACCUUUACUUAUUGUAGGUAUUGCUGUUUUUCUAAAUUUUGCAGGUUUUGACAGAGAAGACUUAGAGGCUUUCAGACCUAAGUACGGACAGUCUGUUUGCUGGAUAACCUCCAGAAAUGCUUUACUCGUGUUCUUUGCAGGACCUUUAGCCAUAUUUAAACUGUUUGAUUUUGUUUCCUUUGGGUUUACGGCUUAUCACAUCACCAAAGCCAGAAAGCAAGGGGCGUUUGCAAGGAAAGGACCUUCAACCAGCUCCUUUCUUAUAAAUUUGAGAUUAUCUUUAGUAAUGGGUUUAACGUGGGCUUUUGCUUUCGUUGCAAAUUUUACUAAUAACACUGUUAUGUGGUAUUUAUUUAUUAUAUUUAAUACUCUGCAAGGCUUGUUUAUAGCUUUAAGCUUUUUGUGCACGAGGAAAGUAUUGAAAUUGUUCCGAGAAAAAUAUACGAACACUUUUACACAAUCGUCAGGAACACAAAUGACAACAAGACCCAGUUAUAAAUCUUCUGAAUGACAGCUUGUGAUUAUAUGUAAACAUCAAAACGUGAAAAAUGUUCCUGAAUGUGAAUUAUAAAUUAUAAUUCAGUUUUAGUAAGCCACCAUAUAGUAAUUUAUUUUUGCUCGAUUGUGAAACAAGUUCAACUGCACUUGGCACCUCAUUUCUAAUCGCGUGAUGGUACGAGAGAUGAAUGAAGCCAACAUGUGAUAAGCAAGGGAGCUACUAUAACCAUUUUAUUAUUUUUAUGCUGAAUGUAUAUAAAGCAUUGAAAGCAAAUCCAAAUAAAUGUCAUAUUUACUGUUCUUCCUUAAACUGAUUUUAUU